Molecule: messenger RNA, 3133 nt
Organism: Sitophilus oryzae (rice weevil)
Lineage: Eukaryota; Metazoa; Arthropoda; Insecta; Coleoptera; Curculionidae
Gene: Nbr
Product: exonuclease mut-7 homolog
Exons: 15
Coding region: 385-3096 (903 amino acids)
Biological process (GO): nucleobase-containing compound metabolic process
Molecular function (GO): nucleic acid binding; 3'-5' exonuclease activity
Source: RefSeq, a predicted model, not a curated record
AUCGUACAAAAGUUAAGCAAAAUUUAACUUUAUACGACGUCGGAUGAUUAGUUAAAAUUAUCGGAUAAAAAUUGUUGUCAAAAUAUUUCGACCAAUAGGAGCACCGUCGGAUCGUCGUGUCAUCGGAUUUCGGAUGCAUGAGACUCCGGCUUAACACGCCAAAAAGAAGUGGAAAAUGUGCAAAAAUGCCUUUCCAAUAACAGCUGAUAAAGUUUAGAGAUAGAGACAUGCAUUUUCGUCUGUGAUUUUCGUUUAGUCAUAAUUUUUUGAAAAAGUUAUACAAGGCACAUACAUAUUAUUCUUUACAUGAUAUUAAAGAAUUGGGUAUACCAAGAAUUGAACAGUGACAAUAGAUGAAUGAGUUAAAUAAGAUAAAAAGAUAAAAUGUCAUACCAAAAUAAGAGUGUCAGAGGCAGAGGAAAACAUUUUAACAAUAUGCAGACCUAUCAAAGAGAAGACAGUAUCUCGAGACCUCAAAAUAGUAGUUAUCCUAAUUAUGCUGUGCAAAGGAGAGAAUUUCAGAACAUAUCAAAGCAUGACAAUAAUUGUUGUAAGGAAAUUAGUGUAAAUUUACAUUUGUAUGAUGAGGAUAUAAUCUUUUUUCAAGAUUUAAAAAUGAUGUAUCAAUCCUUAAAACAAAGCCCCCCAGUUACUUCAAAGCUCGAAAUCUAUUUUAGUAGCUGCAAGAAUCCUUAUGAUCAGUUUUUAAAAUUAUUAUACAACUGUCAAGAUUUUUACAGUGCUAAGUCUAAAUCUUUACCUAUGCUUUUAAUAGACGAAUUUAAAAAAUGGUCGGCAAGAAACAAAAGUGAAUUAAGAAAUUUAUUAACACCACAGCUUCAAAUUGAUGCUUUUAAAAUUAUUACAAAGCAGAAUAUUCAGUUUGUUACCAAACUUAUAUUUGAAAUAUUUGAAAUGGCCGAAAAUUGUGAUAUAUUUGUAGAUAGUAUUAAUUGCUAUAUUGACAAAAAACAGUACAAAGAGGCUUGCCAAUAUAGUGCAAUGCUAAAAUUGCACGAUAAAUUUUCAAUAGAAGAUUUUCUGGUGCCCUUGAUUUUACAAGACAAAUUGCAAUGUGUCGACGAUUUUCUUCAUGGAAGUAAGAGGCACCAAAGAGAAUUAGUCGAAUUUUUAGAUGUUAUGUUGAAUAAUGCUUCGUUACGCCAGUCUAUGGAACAGUAUGUUCUUGAGCGUGAAAUUCCCGAAGUACGAUUUGAUAAGUUGCAUGUCAAAUCAUGGAAGAAAAUUAUAAGUCGUCUAGUUAAAAUGUUUAAGUUGUCACUAGAUCUGACGCCGAACUUGAAUAAAAGGCGAAACGCCGGUGCUUUACAGUUUUUAUUAAAGAAGAGGUUUACGAAAAACACGUUCAGUGACGAAAGUUGGAAAGAAAUGGUAGAAGAGGCAGUUGGCGAUGACGAGAACUUGCAAAAGGAAUUAGUAGUAAGCGUAGCGCAAUAUGGAGAACUCUCUGAAGCUUUGCGAUGGGCGAUUUUCUAUAGUAUAGAUAAAAGCGAAUGGCCCUACAGUCUUCAAUUGUUGGAUGAAAAUAAACUACCAGAUUCUGUACCAUUAUCUCCAUCGACAGAGGAUUGGGAUCAAGAUAAUUCUAGCAAAGUUGAAUUUCACAAAUAUCCGUUACCACUGGAUACUAUUAUUUUGGUGGAUAAUAUACAAAAAUUUGAAAACUUUUUAGACACUGGCCUUGAGGGUAUAGAUUUGGUUGGUAUCGAUUGUGAAUGGAAGCCUAGCUUUGGAGGUCAAUGUAACGAACUCGCCCUUAUGCAGAUCGCCACUAGAAAAGCAGUUUAUGUUAUAGACGUAGUAAACCUUGCUCAUAAAGAGCCCCAUAUGUGGCAAGACUUGGGGAAACACUUGUUUAAUAAUUGUGAUAUUUUAAAAUUAGGUUUUAAUAUGUCCAGUGAUAUUCAUAUGAUUAGGAGUGCUUUACCUCACGUGAAUUUCAACCCAAAGCAUUUGGGAUUUUUGGAUUUGUGUACGUUAUGGAAACAUAUAGAGAAAUAUCCAAAAGUGCGAUUUCCAUAUGAAGUGAAAAGCGGUGGUUUAAGUUUGACAACUUUGGUCUGCCUCUCUUUGGGGCACGACUUGGACAAAUCCGAGCAAUUUUCGAAUUGGGAGAAAAGACCAUUGCGCGAUACUCAAAUUUAUUAUGCAGGCCUAGAUGCAUAUUGUCUUAUUCAAGUUUAUGAUGUUAUAAAGGAAUGUUUUGGACGAGUCAACUGUUCCUUCGAUGACCUGUGUUAUUCGUUGGUUCAGCAUGAAAAGUCGCCUAGAAAGAAAACUAAGAAGAACCACCACAGACGUAAGAAUGCGGAUGAUGAUAUGGUUCAACCUCCAAGUCCUCAUAUUGAAUCUGUAGAAGCUCACGAAAUCAAAGUUGUGUGCGACACAAUGUUACAAGGCUUGGGAAAAAACCUGAGAAGAUGCGGUAUAGACACCGUCAUCUUGGAAAAUGACCAAGAUCACAAGGAAUGCGCCAGAUACGCCAUCGACGAAAAACGGUAUAUAUUGACGAAGAAAGGGCCGUUUAAGGUGUUAAAUGGAUACGUUCCAGCCGGACACUGUCUUAAUGUAAAUUCAAAUCAUGUUGACGAACAAUUGCAAGAAGUAUUAGAUUUUUACAAGGUUAAAGUGACGAAAGAUCACGUUUUCAGCAGAUGUCAAGCGUGUAAUGGCAAUAGUUUCGUAAAGGUGCCUAGAGAAACGAUGUUAGCAUUAUAUAACGUCACCACACCAAAAUUUGGACCGCCAUGCUAUUUUGAGGAUGAAGCGUCUGGCUUAACUUCUGACGAAGAUUUCGACGAUUUUACGGGUUCUGCAUAUUCGGAACCAAGUUAUUCCCCAUCGAGAAGUUUCGGUAACCCUUCGGCCAACCGAAAAUGGGAAAUACAUGAAAAUAUCGACGUCGAACGGUGCCAGACGAAACUGGGAAUACCGAUUAAAAUAGAUCUUGUUCCACUGCCCGUAAUUUAUAAUUACGACAUAUUCUAUAUAUGCGAAGAAUGCGGUAAAAUUUAUUAUGACGGUACUCACCUAGAGCGAGUGCUGACCGGAAGACUACAAGGGAUAGUGCAGUAGAGAAAUAAUUGUUGACUUUUUAUAAUUGAAUAACUAU